AUGCCAGUAAUUUCUUUGAGAAUGAAGUACCUACCACACAAAAAUACCGACGAUCCAGAUUACGAACCACUCCUCAUCGAUGGUCCAGUGAACGAUGAAAAUAAGGCUCCAGAAAUCAACAAAGAAGUUUUAGACCAGCGGAAAAGACGCACAAGAAAAAAAGUAGCUGAGCCAAAAGAUUGGGAAAAAAAUAAAAAUAAGGCAUUACGUAUGGUGGGAACAGAAUAUUUAGGCUAUCAGAAAACGAAAGAUGGUAAUGGCAAACAAACAAUUAAGUUGGAAAAUAAUAGAGACAUCUACAAAAACUACUAUGACAGGAAUGCAGUAAUAAAAAAAGAAUUUGGAGAAAAGGAUAAUAAAGUCAUUCAGGAAGGUAAAACUUGGCAACCUGCAAAAGUUACCAAAAAAUUAGAUACUCCAAGGUCCUAUAUAGUGCAGAAGCAGAAUGGAAAACUUUUAAGAAGAAACAGUAGCCAUAUUAGACCAUCUCGAGGACAUCAUCAAUUAAGAAAGGAUCUUGCGGAUUUUGAUCAUACCCACACAACUGAAGACAAUGUCAGAGACAAAGACAUUGUUGAGCCAAUCAAAACUUUGAUGAGUUCUACUACUAAUAAUUAA
This is a messenger RNA of Ceutorhynchus assimilis (cabbage seed weevil), 618 nucleotides long. Lineage: Eukaryota; Metazoa; Arthropoda; Insecta; Coleoptera; Curculionidae. The record is from the annotation of a GenBank genome assembly.